Messenger RNA from Lolium perenne, 1449 nucleotides. The record is from RefSeq and is a predicted model, not a curated record. Lineage: Eukaryota; Viridiplantae; Streptophyta; Magnoliopsida; Poales; Poaceae.
AUCCAUGUCAUACAUUGUUAUUUCAGGUAUGAGACAUAUGCGUUCUACAAUGGUCCACCUAUGCUGCGCCUCGGGCAGGCACCGGCACCGGCACCAUCUCCGGAUUCGACUCCGUCCAAGAACAAGAGUAAGGCGUAUGAACAAGCUGUGGACAAUUCCUAUAGUUGUACUUUCUCUAGCGGCAGCAGGAUUUCUCAGCUUCAUCUGCUUCUCUCGUUGGCUCACAAGUCGAAUAAUAGGUAAACUGACCAGAUUUAGAGGAUCAAGGCCUGCUCAGGUUAGUGAGGGGGGAGAAGAACUAGCUUUGCAAGGGAACAAUAUUACAGAGUUCUUGGUGUUUGACUUUCAACAGCUACUAGAGGCCACAAAUUAUUUUUCAGAUGAAAACAAACUUGGAGAAGGUGGCUUUGGCGCUGUCUACAAGGGCCAGCUUCCUGAAGGAUUGGAUAUCGCGGUUAAAAGACUUGCCUCACAUUCAGGACAAGGUUUCAUAGAGUUCAAAAAUGAGGUCCAGCUUAUGGCCAAACUACAACACAUGAAUUUGGUUAGGCUAUUGGGAUGCUGCUCCCAAGAGGAGGAGAAGAUAUUGGUCUAUGAAUACUUGCCAAACAAAAGCCUAGAUUUCUUCAUAUUUGAUCAAAAUGAAAGAGCUUUGCUGCACUGGAACAAACUUGAAGCAAUAAUUGAAGGAAUAUCACAUGGACUUCUUUACCUACAUAAGUACUCCCGGUUACGUGUCAUACAUCGUGAUCUUAAGCCAAGCAAUAUUCUCUUGGACAGUGAAAUGAAUCCAAAAAUUUCAGAUUUUGGACUAGCAAAAAUUUGCAGCUCAAAUAGUACCGAAGGAAACACAAGAAGAGUUGUUGGUACAUAUGGCUAUAUGGCUCCCGAGUAUGCUUCCGAGGGUGUAUUCUCCGUUAAAACCGACGUCUUCAGCUUUGGUGUUGUUAUUCUUGAGAUGCUUAGUGGAAAACAGAACUCCGGUAGCCAACAAUCUGGAAAUUUCAUCAAUCUUCUACGAUAUGCAUUUGAACUAUGGGAAGAGGGAAGGUGGAUUGAUAUUAUUGAUGUAUCGAUUGGUCCAGCUGGUCACUCAGCAGAGAUAAUAAGGUGCAUAAACACAGCAUUGUUGUGUGUACAAGAGAAUGCAGCAGAUCGACCAUCAAUGGCAGAGAUUGUUGCAAUGCUAAGCGGUGAGAGUAUGAUGCUGGCCCAACCAAAGCAGCCAGCAUAUUUCAAUGUAAGGGUGGUAAAUGAAGAGGCGUCCACUGCUCUUGAAGCAAGCAGUAUUAAUGGUUUGACUAUAUCUGACAUAGUUUCGAGAUAGUGAUGUGCUGUCUGUUUCUUACUGCUCAUAGCAUCAGAUAAUUUGUAAGCUGAAGUUGUAUUCCAACUGUGUGAUUAUGCACUGGUGUUUUUAAGAAGCUUCCUCAGAUAUAUACUAUUGAA